Abrus precatorius (Indian licorice) is the source of this 1474-nucleotide messenger RNA. Its product is annotated as probable arabinosyltransferase ARAD2. The record is from RefSeq and is a predicted model, not a curated record. The transcript is spliced from 3 exons. Bases 4 to 1443 code for a protein of 479 amino acids. Gene Ontology annotation, molecular function: glycosyltransferase activity. NCBI's taxonomy places the organism in Eukaryota, Viridiplantae, Streptophyta, Magnoliopsida, Fabales, Fabaceae.
GCAAUGCCUCUGAUUGUGAAGAACAACAGCAAUGCCCCCUCUUCUGUUCCUAAACUCUUCCUCUUGUUCACCCUCUUCUCCAUUCUCUCCCUUGUUUUCUUCUUCUUCACCACUUCCACUUCCACAACUACCACAAUCUCACACUUUUCUUCUCUCUCUCUUCAAUCUUCCACCAUCAAUGUCUACGUCGCCGACCUUCCCAGAUCCCUCAACUACGGCCUCCUCGACCGAUACUGGUCCUUCGACUCCGAUUCACGACUCGGCAGCGACUCGGAUCGCCAGAUUCGAUCUUCCCUAUUGGGGGCCAAAACCCUAGAAUUUCCACCGUUUCCCGAGAACCCAUUGAUCAAACAGUACAGCGCGGAGUACUGGAUCAUGGGGGACCUGAUGACCCCUCCCCAACAGCGAAUUGGCUCAUUCGCAAAACGUGUUUUUGACGCGCGUGAUGCCGACGUGGUCUUCGUUCCAUUCUUCGCCACUCUCAGUGCGGAAAUGCAACUGGGUAUGGCCAAAGGGGUCUUCAGGAAGAAGGCUGGGAACGAGGAUUAUCAGAGGCAGAGGGCGGUCAUGGACUCUCUCAUGAAAACCCAAGCUUGGAAGCGUUCUGGUGGACGAGAUCACGUGUUUGUGCUCACUGACCCAGUCGCAAUGUGGCAUGUUAAAGAUGAGAUUGCCCCAGCUAUUCUCCUUGUUGUGGACUUUGGCGGUUGGUACAGAAUUGACUCGAAAUCUUCCAACUGUAGCUCAACUGAUAUGAUUCAACACACCAAGGUUUCUGUACUCAAAGAUGUGAUUGUGCCAUACACACAUCUACUUCCCAGGUUGCACUUGUCAGAAAACAAGGAGCGCCACAACCUUCUUUAUUUUAAAGGAGCUAAACAUAGGCACCGGGGUGGCCUCGUUAGAGAGAAGUUAUGGGACCUAUUGAUUAAUGAGCCUGGUGUAAUAAUGGAGGAAGGCUUCCCUAAUGCAACAGGACGAGAGCAAUCAAUAAAAGGGAUGAGAACAUCAGAAUUUUGCCUACAUCCAGCUGGGGAUACACCCACUUCAUGCCGACUUUUUGAUGCCAUUCAAAGUCUUUGUAUACCUGUUAUUGUCAGUGACAACAUUGAGCUUCCAUUUGAAGGUAUGGUGGAUUAUUCAGAAUUUUCCAUUUUUGUGGCCGUGGAUGAUGCACUGAAACCUGGCUGGCUAGUCAGUCAUCUCCAAAGCUUUUCAAAAGUGAAGAGAGACAGGUUCCGCCAAAAUAUGGCUCAGGUACAGCCCAUCUUUGUAUAUGAUAAUGGUCAUUCAGGUGGUAUUGGACCAAUACCUUCAGAUGGUGCAGUGAAUCAUAUAUGGAAGAAAGUUCACCAAAAAUUACCAAUGAUAAAAGAAGCCAUAAUUCGAGAGAAAAGAAAGCCACCCGGUGUUUCAGUUCCACGGCGUUGUCAUUGCACUUGAAUUUAAGUAGUUCUUCCUGUUUCUCCUUCAA